Oppia nitens is the source of this 3221-nucleotide messenger RNA. Its product is annotated as beta-hexosaminidase subunit alpha-like. The record is from RefSeq and is a predicted model, not a curated record. Gene Ontology annotation, molecular function: beta-N-acetylhexosaminidase activity. Gene Ontology annotation, biological process: carbohydrate metabolic process; glycosaminoglycan metabolic process; ganglioside catabolic process. Lineage: Eukaryota; Metazoa; Arthropoda; Arachnida; Sarcoptiformes; Oppiidae. Bases 347 to 3202 code for a protein of 951 amino acids. The transcript is spliced from 9 exons. Gene Ontology annotation, cellular component: membrane.
AUUUAAGUUUAUACGGUUGACUUUGUUUAUACAAGUCUAUGUUUGCCAAAAUGCAAACAUUUGGCCGUAUCCACAAAACAUAGUAAUUGAAAAAUCAUUUUUUACAAUUGAUAAAAAUGUUAACUUUAAUGCGCAAACUACUGGCAAUUGCGGUUUAUUGCAACCGGCAAUUGAUAGAUAUAAACAAUUGAUAUUUAUUGAAGAUUGUCUACGAGUUGGUAUAUCAGGUAAUAAAACAUUAUUUGAUAGCAAAAUAAAUUUGGCAACACUUCCCGGUUAUAGGGGAGACAUAACAGAGAUUAUUAUUAAAGUAACUCAAAAAUGUGAUACCAUUCCUCAUAUUGAAAUGGAUGAAUCGUAUAAGUUAACAAUAGGUUCACAUAAUAAUGUCAUAACAGCUCCCAAUAUCUGGGGAGCCAUACGAGCGUUGGAAACAUUGUCGCAACUGAUUGUAAAUGUGGGACAAAAUCAGUUUAUUGUUAAUAUCACCGAAAUUCAAGACUAUCCGCGUUUUAAACACAGAGGUCUUGCGUUAGACACUUCCAGACAUUUUAUAUCAGUUCAAAAUUUACUUAAAAAUUUGGAUGCAAUGGCUUAUAAUAAACUAAAUGUUUUUCACUGGCAUAUUGUCGACGACCAGUCCUUUCCAUAUGUUAGUCAAUCAUUUCCUAAAUUAAGUAGUAAAGGAGCCUACGAUCCGAAAAAUCUUGUCUAUACACCCGAUGACAUACGGACUGUCGUCAAAUAUGCCACCCAAAGAGGUAUAAGAGUAUUGGUUGAGUUUGACACUCCGGGACAUACCUUAUCGUGGGGUAGAGGACAGUCAGGUUUGCUGACUACUUGCUAUGACGGUAGUGAUCCAAAUGGUCGCUUUGGACCAAUAGAUCCGUCCAAGGAUUCGACAUACAAUUUUCUUGUUAAAUUUUUUACUGAAGUUGUCGGUCUAUUUCCCGAUAAGUACUUGCAUUUAGACGCCGAUGAAGUGGAUUAUGACUGUUGGCGAUCUAAUCCAGACAUCAAAGCCUUCAUGAAAGCAAAAGAUUAUGGAAAUGAUUAUACAAAACUUCAAGAGUAUUAUCUCAACAGACUAUUCAAUAUAGCAAAGACAUUGAACAACAGUUAUAUUGUAUGGAAUGAUGUCUUAGACAAUGGCGUCCAUUUGGCUACCGAUGCAAUUGUUCAUCUUUGGUAUAACGAAGACGACCAUCACGUCAAAUGGCAAAAAGUAAUGGCAGACAUCACCAAACAGGGCUACACUGUCAUCCUGUCAUCACCAUGGUAUCUUAAUGUUAUCGACUAUGGAAACCAAUGGAAAAAUUAUCAUUUAGCUGAUCCGCAAGAGUUUGAAGGAACAGAUCAUCAAAAAAGUCUAGUUAUUGGAGGAGAAGUCGUAUUUUGGAGUGAAUAUUUAGAUUCAGCCAGUUUUAUACCAAUUGCAUGGCCCAGAUCUAGCAGUGUUGCCGAAAGGCUUUGGAGUUCAAAAAAAAUACAAUACUCUAAAUCAACUGAUUUUAGAUAUAAUCGACAAAAUUGUUUAAUGCAAAUACGUGGUAUAAGAGUAGACGCCACAACCGGUCCUGGAUUUUGUCGCUGCGAUUACCAAAAUUUUUCAGUGGGUGACAACAUAUGGCCGUUCCCGCAGUCGAUGAUCAUAAACGAAACAUUCUUCAUAAUAGAUCCAAACAACUUUCACUUUGUAUCGACAAUUAUUGGUGACUGUGAUCUAUUAGACAAAGCUAUUGCCAGAUAUAAGAAAUUGUUUUUCAUAGACGACUGUUCACUGGUCGACCCGAACGGAACAGAAAAAUUUUUCGAUGAAAAAUCGGCAAAUAAUUUGACAAAAAAUAUCAAUUUUAAGGGCAUUUUGACAAACAUUACGAUUUUGGUCAGUCAGGAGUGCGAAACUGAACCGGACAUCGAUAUGAUUGAAAACUAUUCAAUAGAUAUCAAUGAUAGGAUGACACUUAUCUACUCGGAGAGUGUUUGGGGUGCCAUACGGGCAUUGGAAACAAUGUCUCAAUUGAUUGAAAAUGUCGGAUACAAUCAGUUUAUUGUUAACUAUACAUCGAUUAACGACUUUCCUCGUUUCAAAUAUAGAGGACUACUUAUAGACACUGCUCGACACUAUAUAUCUGUCCAACGAUUAGAGCAAAGUCUAGAUGCUAUGGCUUAUAAUAAAUUGAAUGUCUUUCACUGGCAUAUGACUGAUGACCAGUCAAUUCCGUACGUCAGUCAAGUCUAUCCUAAAUUAAGUCUCAAAGGGGCCUAUAAUUCAAAGACACACAUCUAUACCAUUGAAGAUAUCAAUCGUGUCAUUAAUUAUGCAAAAGAGAGAGGAAUAAGAGUUUUGAUAGAAUUGGAUACUCCGGGCCAUACUAUGGCCUGGGGUAAGGCAUACCCAGAGUUAAUGACACAAUGCUAUACAAAUGGUAAACCAAAUGGUAAUUAUGGACCAUUAGAUCCAAGCAAACAAUCAACAUAUGAUUUCAUUGAAAAACUAUUCAAAGAAAUUCUUGACAUCUUUCCCGACCAAUACAUACAUAUAGGCGGCGAUGAAGUGGAUUAUAACUGUUGGCGAUCUAAUCCUAAUAUCAUUGAUUAUAUGAGAGCCAAAAGUAUUAUUAAAAAGACUGCUGCCAUCAGUAAGAAGUCGGAUAUAGAGUUUGCCAAACUAGAGGAACAUUACAUCAAAAAAGUGAUUGAUAUCAUCAGAUCAUUCAACAGAUCAUCCAUUGUCUGGCAGGAGAUAUUCGACAAUAAAGCAAAACUAUUGCCCGACACUGUCAUACAUGUGUGGAAGUACGACAACUGGCAGAGCGAGCUCUUCAAUGUUACCAAAGCUGGUUAUCAGGUUAUACUGUCUUCGUGUUGGUACUUGAAUAGGAUCUCAUACGGAACCGAUUGGCACAAGUAUUAUACGUGCGAACCGUUCAGUUUCAAGGGUACUGAACAACAAAAUAAUUUGAUUAUCGGAGGGGAGGCAACCAUUUGGGGUGAAUGGGUAGACGGAUCCAACUUGAUUGGUCGCACGUGGCCCCGUGGACUGGCAGUCGCCGAACGGCUAUGGAGUUCGCGGGAAAUGAAGAACGCGUUUACAGCCAACAGACGAUUCAAUAGACAACACUGUCUUAUGCAAACUCGUGGUCUUCGUGUAGAGCCGUCCAACGGUGUCGGACACUGUCAUUGCGAUCACUUUCUCUGAUGAUUGAAGAUAACAAACA